AUGAAAAAAUAUUACUUCGCUGCGAAACAACUAAGCAAUUCUCCUCCAAAUGCUCUCCGUCGUCUGCAACAGGAGCUUGUUGAUGUGACUGAUAAUCCAAUCGAGGGUAUCAAAGUUCAUUCUGCUGCCGAAAAUAUUUUCAUAUGGAAGGUUGCCAUAUUUGGUGCGCCUGGAACGAUCUAUCAGACGCUCAAGUUCCCGCCCAGAUAUCCAUUCGAGCCUCCUUCCAUGCGCUUCGAUAAUCCACUCUUUCAUCCUAAUGUGUAUAAGGACGGAAGAGUAUGCAUAAGCAUCUUGCACCCGCCUGGACAGGAUAAGCUGAGUGGAGAAGUAAUAUAA
This is a messenger RNA of Meloidogyne enterolobii, 339 nucleotides long. The record is from the annotation of a GenBank genome assembly. Lineage: Eukaryota; Metazoa; Nematoda; Chromadorea; Rhabditida; Meloidogynidae.